This is a messenger RNA of Aspergillus alliaceus, 1314 nucleotides long. RefSeq names its product 4a-hydroxytetrahydrobiopterin dehydratase. The record is from RefSeq and is a predicted model, not a curated record. Bases 153 to 779 code for a protein of 208 amino acids. The transcript is spliced from 3 exons. NCBI's taxonomy places the organism in Eukaryota, Fungi, Ascomycota, Eurotiomycetes, Eurotiales, Aspergillaceae. Gene Ontology annotation, biological process: tetrahydrobiopterin biosynthetic process. Gene Ontology annotation, molecular function: 4-alpha-hydroxytetrahydrobiopterin dehydratase activity.
AUCUUCGCAAUCAUCACGUGCGCCAGCCUUAAAAGCGGCAAGUGCCAUCUCCAUCCCCAAGUACCACUCCGACCGGCAGAAUAAAUAAAGAGGACCAACAGCUAGCUCUCUAUACAAUUGUACGCCAGCUCAUCACAAACCCCACCAUAAACAUGGACACCGUGUGCAGGGCAAUGCAACGCCCCAGUCGAACGCUGACAUUGCACCUCCGCCGAUCGCUCCGCCAACAUCACCACCGCUCUUUCGCCUCCGCAUCCCCAAUCCCGAUCAUCACUUCUUGUGCUCUCCGCUCCGAAUCAUCAUCUCUCCACACAUCCAUCACCGCCAAAAACUCUCCUACAUCGUCACAAUACCUCCGGACCUUCUCGCACAGCUCUACAGCAAUGGCUGCAACACCACAAUUCGCAAAAGGCAUGGACGCGAGCCAAUUACAGCCCGAGUUGGAUAAACUGUUAGAGCAGGAGUGGGUGCUGGAUGAGGAUGGAAUGGGCGUGAAGAAGACUUAUUAUUUCAAGACCUAUUUCAAGGCUGUGAGCUUUGUCAACGUCGUCGCAUCGCAGAGCGCAACCAAGAGACACCACCCUACCAUGACAGUCCGAAUCGGGUCUGUCGAUGUCCACUGGACCACGCAUAACCCCCGCGGUCUCACCGAUAAAGAUCUCACGAUGGCACAGCAUUGCGACGAGGCGGCGGAGUUGAUGGGCGCCGUGGAUAAGGAAGGGGGGAAUAAAUGUGGCCCCUCUUCUUCUUCUCCUUUGCCUUCGCCUGGGUUGUAUUAAAUUAUUAUGUACAUUAUUUUGUAUUUGUGUAUAGGAUUUCUUGUUUCGGUUCGGGGGUUAUACAAGCCUGUAGUAGAGGACUAACUUAAUAAUGGCUGGUCUUACGGGGUGUGGUGUACCGGAUGACCCCUCUGAAGAGUGGACGGAAACAAUACUACCUACUACCCACCUUCAUCCGGGCUCAACAGACAAAUGAUGCAUUCAAGUCAAACUUCACCCGGUAUUCACCGUCGAUCACACGCCCACGCCAAAGAAUCCAAGCCCCCAAGUCUAGACUCGUCAGCAACAUUCAACAGAAACCUUGACCAAAAGAGCCCGAUCGAGACCCAAGCUACAAGAAUGCGCAAACGGAUUUCAGAUAUAUCAAGCCACCCAAGCCACCAGUGCCCGGAUACAUACAUCCCAUACAACCAGCAUAGUACCGCCUUGGGUAGAAAUCGAUGAGGUCAUAAGCCCGUCGAUGCCCCAAUCGGCAGGCAACAACCUUAAUCUUAUCUAAAUAUUUUCCGGUUUAGGUGGUAGGGUUUCAUCCAUG